This is a messenger RNA of Bradysia coprophila, 2970 nucleotides long. RefSeq names its product limbic system-associated membrane protein. The record is from RefSeq and is a predicted model, not a curated record. NCBI's taxonomy places the organism in Eukaryota, Metazoa, Arthropoda, Insecta, Diptera, Sciaridae. Gene Ontology annotation, biological process: synapse organization; homophilic cell-cell adhesion. Gene Ontology annotation, molecular function: protein binding; axon guidance receptor activity. Gene Ontology annotation, cellular component: plasma membrane; axon; neuronal cell body.
GUUCUCUUGAAGUACUCCGGUGUGGUAAAACUGAAAAGCAAAAAUUAUUUGUAACUUGAAUUGAAAAUUCAAUUUUGUUGAGAAAUAAUUUUUCGUAUUUCUGGGAAGAAUUGAAAAAUAAUAAUAAAAAAAAUAAUCUUUUUGGCGUGCAACUGGAAAAUUAUGGCAUUAGUCAUGGAAAGAGUUUAAAAUGUUAGCAUAAUAAAAUAUUGAUGUCUUCACAACAGUCAAAAAUAUAACUUCUUGAAAACUUUAAUAAUCGGUGGUUUGACUUUAACGAAAAAAAAAGAAAAUAAGUAAAUAAGGAACAACGGUUACCUUAUGGUAAUUCACCAUAUAAAAUAUUUACAAAUUACCGUAUAGGAUUUCGUUACAUGUACCACUACAGUUCGUUGUAAUAACAACCGGCAAUAUAUUAGAAAUUUCCUUUUAACAGCGUUUAAAGUUUAAGUGAGUUCAAAUACCUUGGAACUUUUCUGUGUAUUAUCGUUAAAAACAAAAAAAUUGAAAAAAGGAGAAAUUAUUGAGGAAAGUAAAAGUGUGUGGUUAAACGGAAAAUUUUAAUUGAUUGUGUAAAUAAGAGAGAGUUGGUAAACAAUCGAAAAUAAUAACGAAAAACGCUUGGUCGAAAAAAAAAUCGAAAGAAAAGGAAAAAAAUUUUCUUUUUAAAUUGACCUGUUAAUGAUAACGCAGUGGUUCGUUCGAAUACGUUGUCUAUCUAGAUGAAAAUAUUGUGAUUGACAACAAAAACGGAAUAUCUUUUAUACUUGCCCUGAGCAGUACGAUAUAAAAGGAAAACAUGUUCAAUGCCAGAUGGGUAUAAGGAAAACGAGCGAAAAAUAGGAACGAACGUAAAUGCAGUUUUUUUCCUGUUGCGAAAGACGUAUUGAAUACAACCACCACCUCCGAAUAUAUAUACAAUCCUGAACACAUAUUGCAUACAUUAAAUGCAUGUUUUUUGCAAAACUUUGCUACAAAUUAAGAAACUAUUCAAAGUGUUUUUGCGGUCGGUUGUUUAGUGUUGUUCUUGUUUUUCCGUGGUAUAAUAUACAGAGUUGAAUUCAGUUUUAAUGUCCAUGUUAUAAUUAAACGAAAUUGAGCUUUUUGUUUGCCAAAACUACAUAAAAUUGUAAAAGAAAUUGUUUACAUUUUUCCCCCGAUUGUAGUUUUUCGCGGUGAAAAGUGGUUCACUAAAGAACUCCUCUAUUCAGAAGAUUAAGAAUCGUACAAUCACGCAAUAUCACGACAGAGAAGAGAGAGAGAGAGAGAGAAAAUAAAAACAUGGAAACUUCAAAUCGAGUGCACGUUCAUGAACUUCUAAAAUCCUGCUGUUCCAUCUUCAACUUCAAUUCGUUGUUUUCAUCAAUUGGAAUGCCGUUGCUGUGGUUAGCUUUAAUCUUUGCCGCAGGCGAAUUUAAAACCGUUGGAGUUGCAGCUGCCAGUCAAAGUGCAGGAAAGCACGAUCCUAUGUUCAUAUCUAGAUCAGAGACAUUUAAAUUUGUAGCCGGGGAAACAAUACACUUGCCUUGUGAAGUUUCAAAUACAGCAUCUUAUAUGGUCGCAUGGAAACGAGGAAUUGCCAUAUUGUCGGCUGGUACUGUAAAAGUUACACCCGAUCCACGAGUUCGACUAUACAAUGGAUUUUCGUUGCAAAUUCGAGACGCUGUACCACAAGACGCUGGAGACUAUGUCUGUACAAUUCAAACAUUAGAACCAAUCGAAAUUACUCAUACUGUGGAAAUACUAGUUCCGCCAAGAAUUCAUCACAUCAGUUCCGGCAACGUGAUGCAAGUGAAAAAAGGAGCAUCUGUUCGCAUUGAAUGUUCAGCAUCCGGUAAUCCCAGUCCGAACAUAACAUGGACGAGAAAAAACAACGCUUUGCCGAGCGGUGAUGAAAAACUGACAUCACCCAUAAUGACUAUCGACAGUAUGGAUCGACAUAAAGGUGGAACGUAUAUUUGUUCGGCAAACAAUGGUGUUGGACAAGCAGCGUCGACACAAGUGAAUGUACACGUUUUAUAUCCGCCAGAAAUAACCGUCGAAUCUCCGAUUGUGUUCUCCGGUGAAGGACAGGAGGCGAUGCUCGUUUGCAUUGUACAUGGCGAAAAAGUUCCAGAUGUAAUUUGGUUUAAGGAGACUAUGCAAUUAGAUACAACGGAACGACAUAUAAUGGAAAACCGAGGAUCACGUCACACACUUAUAAUACGAAAAGUUCAUCCACAAGAUUUCGGUAACUACUCAUGUGUCGCGGAAAAUCCACUAGGAAAAACUCGAAAAACGGUACAACUAACCGGAAAACCAAACACAGCAACUUUUCGUUCAGCUCCAGUUAGUCAAUAUAAAGACAGAUACAAUAUCUCAUGGACCGUUGAAUCGCACACACCGAUAGAAGAAUUCAAAUUAUUUUACCGAAGGUUACCGCAAGGACACGACGUCGAAAAUGCUAUUGAGCAAUCUCAGCCACUUCAGCAACAACAUCAAAGUGUUCAAACUUACACCCAUCGGGGUUACGGAAAUUCGAUGCAUUGGCGAAACGAUUGGCGUGAUGUUGUGCUACCAGCUGUUCCAUUAUCUCAUCACUAUACACAGGGGAUGAGUUAUAUGAUACGAGGUUUGGAUGCUGAUCAACAAUAUGAAGCGAAAGUACAAGCAAGAAAUCGCUACGGUUGGAGUGAAAUGUCAGAGAGCUUCACAUUUACUACAUCAAUUAACGAUGGCUUUUCUGACCUCACUUCCUUCCUGAACCAGGGCUUGUCAGAUUCGGAAAUGCGUGACUUAAGUGUAACAUACUACGGCAAUCCACAUUCAGAUGCGUUGGUUUUGAAAAAUUGCGUUCGUAUCACGUUUAUCUUCUUGAUUAUGGCAACCAUUUUGAACUAAAAACCAAGUGAAAUGAACAAAAAUAUUUUCAGAUUUUUUAUACGUAAACAUUUCAGCUAACUUUAAUAUUUAAUUUUAGGGGGAAAAAAU